Molecule: messenger RNA, 1838 nt
Organism: Cydia fagiglandana
Lineage: Eukaryota; Metazoa; Arthropoda; Insecta; Lepidoptera; Tortricidae
Exons: 12
Coding region: 35-1831 (598 amino acids)
Source: RefSeq, a predicted model, not a curated record
UACUAACUUAAAUAUAUAGCACUGAUAAGCCACAAUGUAUGGAUUGGUUCUCGCUUACAUAUUUUCCUUAUGUUUAUUUUUAACAAGAAGCGAAUUAAAUUACACUAUAAUUCGUUCAGCAGAUGACCAACACUUGAAAUUGAAAUUUGACGGAUCGAUAGAGCUGUCUGGAUCGGAUGAGCAUAAAACUGUGUCAAGCAAACUCGACAUCAGUAUCCUCGGUGGUAUGAAUGAAGUUCAAAAUGUCAGUGCGAUGUCAGACAAAGACAGAGAUAUAAUGAGUGAAAAAGGAACUGAAGGAAGGACGGCGGAUAAUUCCGUAAUCAAGGACUCUAAGAUCCCUGAAGGCAAUAGCAGUGCAGCGAAGUCCGAGAUCGUAAAGGAGAAAAAUAACUUUACCGGCUUAACAAGAACAGAAGACACAGGCAGUUUAGACGAGAAAAAUAGAGAGUUUUCGAAUAACCAUGGCGGUGCAGAAAAGUCGAAGACGGAGGGGGAAAGCAAUAGUUCACCCAAAAGAUUAAGAGCAGGACUAAACGAUACAUCAGAUUAUUCAGAAUAUCAGAUUGACGAAGACAGUGCAGAGAAUGGAGUAUCAAACGAGGAUCACAAUGUAACCACUUCAUUAACGACGGAAGUUAAGGAUAUACCAGCUAAGAUGUCCGGCCGUUUAGAGAAUUCGACAUUGGAAGGAAAGAACAAUGAGCCAUUAAGAACCGGAAUUAAUGAGACAUCAGAUAUUACCGUAGCCCAGCCAUUUCAGGAAAAUGAUGUAAAGGACGUCAACAACCCAGCGUUCGACCCUACUGACCUUGAGGUCGACCUUACAACCACAGUCACCAGCCCGAACACAACCAAGUUCAAGCGUCACAAGGUCCAGGACGAUGAGAGGAUACGGAAGUUUACGGGGCAUGUAUAUGAACAGGCUUUGAAGGUUUUCGAAUCAAUGAAAAAGAAAACGGACCCCUACACGGGCACAAAGAUCGACGCGUUGGCCGAGACCUACAAGCAGAAAUUCAAGGAUUUCGUGAAAAAUACCAGAAAUGUAGACAUCAGAACUGAACAGGGAACACAGAACGUGAUCCUGCAUACCAUAGAUACGUCUAACUUGAUAUUGGAGAGGAUUGCCAAUUUUCUGAACACUGAUAUGCUUGGCGAAGGUACAAGUGCCUUGAGGCAGGGCGGCGCGUCUCGGCUCCAAAAAGAAGUGGACACGGUGAAAUCGCUGGAGCAUCAGCAUGCGUGCAAAAUGUUUGGGAUCUGCCGUAGUGCUAACGGAUUCAGAGACCAACUACAAAACAUCAUAUCAACACUGCUCUCUCUCCCAGACAAUAAACUCCAUCAAGCGAACGACGCAGCCACAGAAAUAUUAAAACACGCAGAUCUAUCAGCCUUCAUAUCAUCUUACGCCACCCGCCACAGACUAGACAAAGCCAUCAGAUCCCUAGAAAAUAUUGACGCCAGAACAUUGAGGAACAACUUAGAACUGCUAUUCGGCGUUCUAAGCCAAUCUCACUUACCUCUGAUAGUCGACAGGGCUAGAUCUAUUGAAAAACAUUCGGUAAAACGAACUGUAUCUUUUCACGCUCUCUUAGAUGCUAUGGAAGACGCGUUGCCCCCUACUGAGGCUAAUAAAUCCGAGUGGGGGGAUAUUGUGAAACGUUUGAAGGUAUGGAAAGAUGGGGGGGAGACGGAUGUGCAGGAUACGAUGAAGAUUUUAUAUGAUAAUGUGAAUAGGGGGGCGCAGAAGUAUAGAGAACGGUCGGAGAAGAUAAGAGAGCUGGUAGAAGAUGUAGCUGAAAGUGUUUUUGAUUAUGAUGAUGAUGAGUAAACGUUGA